This is a messenger RNA of Dromaius novaehollandiae (emu), 1301 nucleotides long. Its product is annotated as tumor necrosis factor receptor superfamily member 16-like. Gene Ontology annotation, cellular component: cell surface; plasma membrane. Gene Ontology annotation, molecular function: death receptor activity; coreceptor activity; nerve growth factor binding. NCBI's taxonomy places the organism in Eukaryota, Metazoa, Chordata, Aves, Casuariiformes, Dromaiidae. Gene Ontology annotation, biological process: Rho protein signal transduction. The record is from RefSeq and is a predicted model, not a curated record. Bases 1 to 1212 code for a protein of 403 amino acids. The transcript is spliced from 6 exons.
AUGCGGCGGGGCCGCGCCGCGCUCUGCCUCCUCGUCGUGCUGCAGCUCUGCCCCGCGCAGGUGCCGGCGCGGAGCCCCGCGUGCCCCAGCGGCACCUACACGGCGGCCGGCGACUGCUGCGCGCCCUGUCCGCCCGGCUUCGGCGUCGCCGUGCCCUGCGGCCCCGGGGACACCCAGUGCGAGCCCUGCCGCGACAACGAGACCUUCUCGGCGGUGAGCAGCGCGGCGGAGCGCUGCCGGCCCUGCACGGCGUGCGCGGCGGUGGCCCGGGCCUGCACGGCCCGCGGGGACGCGGUGUGCGCCGGGCGCUGCGCCCCGGGCCACUACGCGCUGCCGGGAGCCCCCUGCGCCCCGUGCAGCCCCUGCGGCCCCGGGCAGGGAGCGGCGCGGCCCUGCGGCCCGGCGGGCGACGCCGAGUGCCGGCCGUGCCCGGCGGGUUUCUUCUCGGAGGAGCGGAGCGCCGAGGCGCCGUGCCGGCCCUGCCGGCCGGGCUGCGGCCCCGGCGAGGUGACGCUGCGGCCCUGCGGCCCCCGCUCCGACACCCUCUGCAUGGAUAAGGAGCUGCAGAUCCUCAAGCGCGCCCAGGGCCACCCGCGCAAGGAGGCGGCGGCGGCGCCCGACGCGGCGCCCAACGCCUCCGCCGCCGCCUCCGAGUUCGCGCCGCCGGCGCCCGAGGACGCCGGCAACAACAUCAUCCCCGUCUACUGCUCCAUCCUGGCCGCCGUGGUGGUGGGGCUCCUGGCCUACGUGGCCUUCAAGUGCUGGCACACCUGCAAGCAGAAGCAGCAGCUGGCCAAAGCGCGGGCCGGGGAGCUGGGGACGGCGCCCGAGGGCGAGAAGCUGCACAGCGACAGCGGCGUCUUCCUCGACACCCACAGCCUGCAGGAGCCCCACCAGCUCAGCAAGGCGCCCCGGCCCGAGGGGCAGCCCUACAGCGCGCUGGCGCCGGCGCGGCGCGAGGAGCUCGAGCGGCUGCUGGAGAGCGGCGGCCCCGGCGGCGACUGGCGCGCGCUGGCCGCCCGCCUGGGCUACGAGGCCGAGGCCGUGGGCACCUUCGCCCGGGGCCGGGCGCCCGCCCGCACCCUCCUCGCCGCCUGGGCGGCCGCCGACGGUGCCACCGUGGAGGCGCUGGGCCAGGCCCUGGCCGCCAUCGGCCGCCGCGACGCCGCCGAGCGCCUGGCCGCCCCCGCCGAUGCCAGCUCCCUCGUCUGAGCCCGCCGCGCCGCCCUCGCUUGUUUUUUUACGCCAAUUUUGUACUUUUUUAGGGGUUUGGGGGGGGCAUUAAACAGCCAGAUGUGCCA